GAAAAAUAAACCAAGCUGGGGAAAAACGACUGGCCCGCCUGACGCAACCUGAAUCUUUCCACAAACAUCCACACUACUGCAAGGCGGAAUCCCAGAUCAACCACCCGAUCCGCAUUUGAUCUUUUCCACCUAUUGAUGGUCCAAAGCCGAAUGACGCAGUAUUGCCUCUAGAGAUCCCCGAGAUACCCCCCUUCCCGCGACAAGUCGCACCGUCGAACGCGUCUUUGUCAACCAACAUUGUCAACCUCCAUCAACAUUGCAUUGUCGACAUCGAGCGACUACCACCACCACCACUACAUGUCACUUAUCCUGUCGCCCAUCGCAUCCAUUACAUUGCAUUGAUCCCAUCAAUUUUCACACAACACCGCCAGCCAUGGAAGCGUCGUCGGGUCUUCCCGACUCGCCGAAAGAGCCCCCCGUCAUGGGAGGCGGCGACGACCACAGCGUCAACCUCCUCACCAUCAGCCCUCCCGAUCCCCUACAGCCCAUUUCCCACAACCAACAGCGCGAAGGUCCCUCCUUGCUGUCGCCCAAAGACGGUCGCGACAACUCGGUUGCCGAAAAAGUCAGCCAAUUCAACUCGAUGGCCCUCCAAGCUAAACAGCAGGAGCGCAAAACAACCGAUGCCGCUCUCCAGCGAGCCGUGCUCGGGCGCGAGGAGGCAGAGGCCGAAGUGCGACGACUGCGUGAGGAGGUCAAGGUGCUGAGGCAGCAGGUUGAGGAAGGGAAGGAGAGGGAGAAAAAGGUUUCCCACAGACUGGAAGUCGUUAUGGAGGACUACGGUCGCGCCAAAGAAUCCCUCGCUCACACCCAAGCCAUCUGGGAAAAGGAGAUCCGCAAAGCGCGCAAGGAGGCCUUCAAAGCGCAGUCCGACAUUGUCGAAUUGCAAAAACAGCUCAAAUCCACUCGUACCGCUUUGAAAACCGCCGAAACGGAACUGCACACCAGUCGAGCCGCGCAAAAGGCUGCCGAAGAAGAACUCGAGCAACAAAAGGGACGAACACAGGCGCGCGAACAGGAAGCCAUCGAAGCGAGAAAUGUCUUGGCCGGGCUCCAAGAACAACUCAACAAAGCGCUGGAACACAUCAGUACUUUGGAGAUGGAAAGGGACGCGUUCAAGGCGCUAGCUAAGAGCGAGGAGCUGGCACGGAUUGCGGCCGAGGGAAAGAUACCACUACCGGAGUCGAAAGAUGUCGAAAUGGGCGGCAUGGAACCACCACAACCAGAAGACGACUUCGCCGCUCUCAAGUCUUAUAUCCACCACACCGCCGACCUCAGCCAUUCCGCGACAAGCGAAUCCGAAAUCGAAGAACUCAAAGAACUCUGGCAGUGGGAGAAGCAACGAGCUGAUCGUGCUUUGGAACUAAUCGCCUUCAUGGAAGUUGAAUGCAACCUCAAAAUGUGCGCCGGCGCCCGAGCGGCUUCCAAGAGGCCAAGUAUCGGGGGCAUGGACGGUGCGAAAAGGAAGUGGUCAGAAAUCAGCCCUCACAAAGUCACGGAUGCGGGUGAUCUGGUGAUUCUUAGGGACGCUUCACCAUCACCCUGCAGGGACAAGGUCUCGCCUCCGUCGGCUAAGAGGACGAAGACCGAGCAGCUCAGGGCCGAAAGUGCAAAGAAGUCGGGGCAGAAAAGCAAAGUCUUUAUACCAGAGCAGGGGAUCUUCCGGACCGUAUCACAGGAGGAGUUGGACAAGGCACAAGUACCCGCCGUGCCCGUUAACGGCGCGAAAGAGCGUGAAAGCCUCUACAAGCGACAACGGCACCAGCGGACAACCGAUCAGUCCUCACGCAUGGCGGAUUCCCGAAUGGGCGAGUCACAAGCUUGGUCGGAGAUGCAGGAUAGUAUCAUGUCGAGACAUCGAAGGACGCCGGAUAGUGACGGUGUGCCUGACUAUGUGCUGGACUCGGAGAGGGCGUCGUUGCAGAGUUUGUUGACGGCGCCGCACAAGCGGUAUGCCGAGUCAAUCAGCAGCGAUGUGAUGGGGAACAUUCCUACGAUACCAGCCUCCUCGGUCAUCAGUUCCGUCAUGUCUGGAUCGGUACAAACCAUUACUGCCUCGACCGCUACGGCUACCACUAGCAUCCAGCAAAGCCAUCUUAACUGGGAAGAACCCGUGCUUCAUAGCAACAGUCAAGAACAAAAAGAAAACGUACCACCCCCUCAACCAAGGGAGAACGAGGGAGCAGAAGGGGAUAGGGCUAACUCCCGCUCCAGCCACGAUAGCCAGAGGUCACAGCCGCAACCACCUAACCACACUCCGGGGCCCGCCUCAGGACAUAUCGAUCACCUCUCCGAGUCCAAGCUAGGCUACUCGCCCUCCAGCCUAGCGCACGCAUCGAUGUUCGGAUCUACCAUGAACUCAAGCACCAUCACGACCAAGGUUCCUCUCAAGGAAGCGUCUACCAAUGCAGACCUUGGCAGGAUGUUCAGAACCCCUUCGAAGGGAAGCGUCGCUAGCGCCACCAGCGAAAACGCAAUGGACAUCGACGGCGGCAUCAACAUCACCAAGUCGCGGUCGGAAUCGAAGGGUGAACUCCCUGUAUCCCGGGAAGAAGCCCUGGCCAUGAUCCGCGAGCGCCGCGAACGCGGCCGAAGUCGCGAGAUCAAAUCCCGACCUCAAUCCCCCGAGAAGCGACCCCUCUCGCCAGUAAAACGUCCCGCCUCGCCCGAAAAACAGCGGCCAGACAGCCCUGAUAAGCGGGACAGAGGCCGGGACCCCACUCCAAAGAAACGAGACGCAUCGCCGAACAAGUCGGGGCGUGCUCCAUCGCCGAACAAGAGACCCGAGUCCCCUAGCAAGCGCGCGCCCUCCCCGAACAAGCAGAGGAACGCUUCACCUACCAGACGACCACUAUCGCCGAGCAAGCGCACACAGUCGCCGAGCAAGGCGAGGGUCAUCAGCAAUGACUUGAGUUAUGCCGGUGUGCUUAAGAAGAGCACCGACGUGAUGACGACGCCUGGCGAAGGGACUAGGAGCUUUAGUGCGCCAACGGCGGCUACGGAGGCGAGGGCGGCAGGGAAGGAGAAUCAGAGAGGUUUAAAGUCUUAGUGGGACAUUGGACUCGCGAAGCUGACUCCGGGGAGGAAGGGGAGGAGGAGUGGGUGGUGAUAUUGGUUUUAAGGGGUGACGAGUACGAUGAAGAUGAUGGGAAUGGUAUAAAGAAGGGGAGGUAAAUUGAGAGAAAGUUGGUAUACCCACUACACUCGCUCUCUCGGGUCGUGGCCUGUUAGCAGCACAAAGGCACAAAAAGCUGGCAGUGCUGGAUAAUGUCGACUAUCAUUGUACAUGGAAUUAAGUAUCAAGUUGCAUCAAAAAAGUGGAUGGAAGGAUGGGAUGGAACUACCUGGAUACCUGGAUACCCAACAUCAGGCUGGAUACGGACUGGAAUACCUCUAGGAUUGUUUGCAAUGGGCACAGGUUGGAUUGAGUUGGCUUUAUGUUGGCUUGGAAGGCGGCACUCAGUUUUGCACCUUUCUAUUCUCUUCUUCAGUUCGUCCUGUUAGUGAAUGGACUUUAUUUUGUAUUUACCAAUGUAGUCUGGUCGGACGGCGUGUAAGCGCCUUUACACCUCUACCUUCUAUGUUCUUCUUUUUCAAGAUGAACUUCACAACGGUCAUUGAAACAUACUUGACGC
This is a messenger RNA of Neurospora crassa OR74A, 3635 nucleotides long. RefSeq lists its product as hypothetical. Bases 374 to 3049 code for a protein of 891 amino acids. NCBI's taxonomy places the organism in Eukaryota, Fungi, Ascomycota, Sordariomycetes, Sordariales, Sordariaceae. The record is from RefSeq and is a predicted model, not a curated record. The transcript has 2 exons.